AUGGAUCUAUGUCGAUCUGAUGGUAGACGACGUCUAUCGGUUACUUUAGACGCUGGUUAUGUUUCAGUCGCACAAAAUGAUAUCUGUCUAACAUCUAAAAUAGCCGGUUUACAUGGAAAGAAAUUAAUAUGUGUUACCUAUGGAAUUAUAGUUCUUUUUUUAAUUAGUUUUAUUAAUUUAAUAUGUCUUCUAUGGUUUAUAUAUAAACUUAAUUUAUCAUUAUUCGAUAUUAAUGGAUCAAAGAUCUUUCAAUUUGAUAAAAUUAGUCAACAGAUGACAUUCUAUAGACGAGUUACUUGUAAAGAACCAGUUUAUAUAACUAAAGCUAAUCAUACAUCUCAAAUAGAUCUUUUAACUGAUAAACAGAUGGAUAUAUGUGGUGAACAAAAUUCAAUUUUAUUUGAUGAUGAUCAAAUAUUAUUAAAUACUGAUAAUUUGUAUUUUAAAAAUAAUAUUUCAAUUGAUUUUACAAAUGUCCAUGCAUAUAAAUUUGAUAAUAAUAUAGAAACUCGUGUUCAUCUCAGUCAAUUGAAUUCCGAAUAUAUUCAUCAUAAACAUAUGAAUAUUACUGCAACGAAUCAAUUAACACUAUCAAGUGCUAAACAUAUUUUUUCAAAAAGUCAAAAUUUAAUAUUACAAACAAGUAGUUAUAAUCGUCGAUCCGUACUUCGUUUUAAUAAUCAUCCAAAUACCCUCAAGAAAACUUCACGUGGCAAUCUACAUUUUAAAACAAAUUCAAUUUAUUUCGAUUUACCUCGAUUUGGAUUAUUAGCUAAUAAUCAUCGUAGUGAAUCCGGCGUAUAUCGUAUAUGUAUUUGUAAUACAACAUUUUUAUUUUUACGUAGUGUUGCUCAGCAACCAUGUCCACUUUGUUAA
This is a messenger RNA of Adineta steineri, 876 nucleotides long. The record is from the annotation of a GenBank genome assembly. Lineage: Eukaryota; Metazoa; Rotifera; Eurotatoria; Adinetida; Adinetidae.